AUGCCCAACUCUUGGGACUACCUCUCCGAGAAGGAUUUCAACGACAUGGACGAGGCGGAGCUGGAGGCAGAGAUUGCUCGGGAGGAGGCUGCGUUGAGGGCGGCAGCCGAGUCUGCAAACGCUUCGGCACCGCCUGCGGCCACCACCGACCACGCUGCCACGAGCUCGCCAGGCCAGGCCACAGCCGCCAGCAGCGAGGCUGACGUCGACGUGGCCGGAACCAGCGCCAGCAGCACGCCACCGCUGGCGCAGGUGCUGCGGAGGCUGGACAAGUUGGAGAAGAUGGAGGCGGACAAUGCCAGGCUGAAGGAAGGCAAAGCUGAGGAUCGCGGCGGGCCUGCGCCUGCUGUCCCUGGAGCCCCGCACCCGCCCCGCCGAUGCCCCGACGACCGAGCAGCGCUGGCCACCGGCAACGACCUGAUGAGGCUGGACUCCCGGUUCCGCCCCGCUGGCAGCGGCAGCACCACCCUGGACUCUGCGCUCGCCGCCAGCGCCAGACGCCGCGCGGACCUGGCAAGCCUGUCGCUGACCAGCGCCGACCUGCAGCGCCAGGUGGAGCUCAGGAAGGCGCACCUGGCGGUGAAGCAGCGCGGCGUGGACAUCUGCGUCAUGGUGGACUGCACCGGCUCCAUGGGCAGGUGCAUCGCGGCGGUGAAGCAGCAGGCCCUGGCCAUCAUGUCCCUGGCGCCCACCAUCCACCCCGACGCCAUCACCCGCCUGGCCUUUGUGGGCUACCGCGACUUUGGCGCCGAGGCGGGCGAUGGCCAGCACGUGGUGCACGACUUUGUGGACAAGGACAGCUUCAGGCAAGAUCUGACAUGCGCCCUGCACAGCACCAUUUAUGCUGUCAACGCCAACGGGGGAGGCAACGCGGAAGAUGUCACGGGCGCGCUCAAGAAAGUGACAGAGCUGUCCUGGGCCUCCAGCACCCGCCUGCUCAUCCAUUUUGGGGACGCGCCGUGCCACAGCGACCGCUACCACAACGGCCGGCCCGUCAACGGCCCCGACAGGUACCCUCAAGGCAACCCAGACGGCCUGGUGCCAGAGGACCUGCUGAAGGUGCUGGUGACCAACCGGAUUGACUACCACUUUGCCUGCAUCCGUUCAGACACCGACAUCAUGCAAGGCAUCUUCAAGGACGUGUACGCCGCCUCGCCCGGCGCCGCCGCCUUUGAGGCGCAUGCGUACACCGACCAGACCAACGACUUUCUUCCCCUGGUGGUCAACAGCGUGACCAGCUCCAUGCGGCGCUCCUACAGGACCUCCUCCUCCUCAGGUGCAAGCAUGGCCAGCCAGGGGACCAGGGGCGUUGAUUAA
Molecule: messenger RNA, 1317 nt
Organism: Chlorella variabilis
Lineage: Eukaryota; Viridiplantae; Chlorophyta; Trebouxiophyceae; Chlorellales; Chlorellaceae
Exons: 12
Coding region: 1-1317 (438 amino acids)
Biological process (GO): peptidyl-threonine phosphorylation
Cellular component (GO): cytoplasm
Molecular function (GO): protein serine/threonine kinase activity
Source: RefSeq, a predicted model, not a curated record